CAGUAUUUUGUUGAGCUCCAAGAUUUGGGGGUUUAUAUAUAAGAAAUAAUUUUUGUGUGUUUCUAUUACAAAUGUCGAGAUUUCAAUACAACAGUAAUUGUGGCUACCAUAACAAAAUGGAUUUAUUAUUAUUCCAGGACCCUUCACUAUCAGCUCAGCUUUCCCGAGGACUGAGUGCUGCACCAAACCUUGAACAAAUACAUUUUAGGGACAUGAUGACGAACUAUGUGAUUAUCAAAUGUCAGACAGUGGCAGAUUUUGACAAGGCAUUUUGAGGAAUCCAACACAUUUUGAAUUUUAAAUCAUAAAUAAUAAAUUGUGGAGAUGCUAUGACAAAUAAAUGUGAUAUGAAGCGGUUGUCAGAUCCUUAUUUUGGGCCUCAACAAGGUCUGGGUCUGCCCAGGAUAUCUAAGCGUGUUCAUGAGAGGAACAGGGUCUGAGUUAAAGGACAGUGGUUAGUGUGUGUUGUUGUUACAGGAAGAACCACCAGCAGUUUGACUGAGCUUGCUUCAUUAGUGAAAUAUGCAGAGUCAGAACUGGUCGGACUGCAUAGAUCAACCUGACUGUUUAUACAAUGGCAUGAGACCUGAUGUGUCCUGUUGUGAUGUGUCAUGUUGUUAUGUUAGUGUGAAGGUGGGGGCUCUGCUAUGAGUCGGUGUGAGGACAGGGACAGGGGAGUCCCUCCCCCUAAAACCAGUCCACGGUGGGACCAUGAGAUCCAGACCAAAGCUCAGAGCCCAGAGCAGCAGCACAGACCAGACUCUGCUGGACCUGGACCUGAUCCAGGACCUGAACCCAGCUGUGUGUCCUUGAAGAGUGACAGGUCUAUCGGUCACCCCAUGAACUUCAAAGAUGGACAGCAUGUUUCUGAUCUGAGACUAGGACCUCCUGAACCUGAACCCAGCUGUGUGUCAAUGAAGCGUAACAACUCUAAAAACCACCCUGUGAACUUUAAGAAAGAGCAGGACUCUGCUGAUCAAAGAGUCCAGCAGCAGAGCUCAGAGGCUCUCAGAGGUCAGUCUGCCCAGCAGCAUCAAACAGACCUGGACUCCAUAUUUAAGCUUCUGGAGGAGAACGUUGUCAGUUUCGUGAAGAACGAGCUGAAGAAGAUCAAGAGGUCUCUGAGUCCAGAUUACCCAGAAUGCUCAGAGUCUCAGAGGGAGGAUGAGGAGGUGUUGGGCAGUGAGGAUGAAGAGCAGAGGAGGAGCAGCAGAGAGUCGUUUCUGAAGAUCACAGUGAACUUCCUGAGGAGAAUGAAGCAGGAGGAGCUGGCUGACUGUCUGCACAGCAAAAAUUUUGCUCCACGGUGUCAAAGUAAACUGAAGAAAAACCUGAAGGAGAAGUUCCAGCGUGUGUUUGAGGGGAUCUCUAAAGCAGGAAACCCAACCCUCCUCAAUCAGAUCUACACAGAGCUCUACAUCACAGAGGGAGGAGCUGCAGAGGUCAAUGAUCAGCAUGAGGUCAGACAGAUCGAAACAGCAUCCAGGAAACCAGACAGACCAGAAACUACCAUCACACAACAAGACCUCUUUAAAGCCUCACCUGGAAGAGACGGACCAAUCAGAACAGUGAUGACAAAGGGAGUGGCUGGCAUUGGGAAAACAGUCCUAACACAGAAGUUGACUCUGGACUGGGCUGAAGACAAAGCCAACCAGGACAUACACUUCACAUUUCCAUUCACGUUCAGAGAGCUGAAUGUGCUGAAAGAGAAAAAGUUCAGCUUGGUGGAACUUGUUCAUCACUUCUUCACUGAAACCAAAGAAGCAGGACUCUGCAGGUUUGAAGACGUCCAGGUUCUGUUCAUCUUUGAUGGUCUGGAUGAGUGUCGACUUCCUCUGGACUUCCACAACACUGAGAUCCUGACUGAUGUUACAGAGUCCACCUCAGUGGAUGUGCUGCUGACAAACCUCAUCAGAGGGAAACUGCUUCCCUCUGCUCGCCUCUGGAUAACCACACGACCUGCAGCAGCCAAUCAGAUCCCUCCUGAGUGUGUUGAUAUGGUGACAGAGGUCAGAGGGUUCACUGACCCACAGAAGGAGGACUACUUCAGGAAGAGGUUCAGAGAUGAGGAGCAGGCCGGAAGGAUCAUCUCCCACAUCAAGACUUCACGAAGCCUCCACAUCAUGUGCCACAUCCCGGUCUUCUGCUGGAUCACUGCUACAGUUCUGGAGGAUGUGUUGAAAAGCAGAGAGGGAGGAGGGCUGCCCAAGACCCUGACUGAGAUGUACAUCCACUUCCUGGUGGUUCAGUCCAAACUGAAGAAAGUCAAGUAUGACAGAGGAUCUGAGACGGAUCCACACUGGAGUCCAGAGACCAGGAAGAUGAUGGAGUCUCUGGGGAAACUGGCUUUUGAGCAGCUGCAGAAAGGAAACCUGAUCUUCUAUGAAUCAGACCUGACAGAGUGUGGCAUCGAUAUCAGAGCAGCCUCAGUGUACUCAGGAGUGUUCACACAGGUCUUUAAGGAGGAGAGAGGACUGUACCAGGACAGGGUGUUCUGCUUCGUCCAUCUGAGUCUUCAGGAGUUUCUGGCUGCUCUUCAUGUCCAUCUGACCUUCAUCAGCUCUGGAGUCAAUCUGCUGUCAGAUGAACAACCAACAUCCUUGUUGUGUCAUGUAUUUAGAGACAGCCUGAAGGAUCCCUACCAGAGUGCAGUGGACAAGGCCUUACAGAGUCCAAAUGGACACCUGGACUUGUUCCUCCGGUUUCUCCUGGGUUUUUUACUGGAAACCAAUCAGACUCUCCUCCGAGGUCUGCUGACACAGACAGGAAGUGGCUCAGAGACCAACCAGAAAGUGACUGACUACAUCAAGAAGAAGAUUAAUGAAAAUCUGUCUCCAGAAAAAAGCAUCAACCUGUUCCACUGUCUGAAUGAACUGAAGGACCAUUCUCUACAGGAGCAGAUCCAACAGUCCCUGAGCUCAGGAUGUCUGUCCACAGAUGAACUGUCUCCUGCUCAGUGGUCAGCUCUGGUCUUCAUCUUACUGUCAUCAGAAAAAGAUCUGGACGUGUUUGACCUGAAGAAAUACUCUGCUUCAGAGGAGGCUCUUCUGAGGCUGCUGCCAGUGGUUAAAGCCUCCAGCAAAGCUCUGCUGAGUGGCUGUAACCUGACAGGGAGAAGCUGUGAAGCUCUGGCCUCAGUCCUCAGCUCCCAGUCCUGUAGUCUCAGAGAGCUGGACCUGAGUAACAACAACUUGUGGGAUUCAGGAGUGAGGCUGCUGUCUGCUGGACUGAAGAGUCCACACUGUAAACUGGAAACUCUCAGCCUGUCAGGCUGUCUGAUCACAGAAAAAGGUUUCACUUCUCUGGCCUUAGCUCUGAAGUUCAACUCCUCCCACCUGAGAGAACUGGACCUGAGCUACAAUCCCCCAGGAAACUCUGGGGUGGAGCUGCUCUCUGCUGGAUUGGACGAUUCGCAGUGGAGACUGGACACUCUCAAGGUGGACCAUGGUGGGGGACAGUGGUUAAAACCUGGUUUGAGGAAAUAUGCCUGCUGCAAACCGGAGCUGGACACAAACACAGCAAACAGACACCUCAAACUGUCUGACAACAACAGGAAGGUGACAGUAGUGCAAAAGGAGCAGCCAUAUCCUGAUCAUCCGGAGAGAUUUGACUGCUAUCAAAUCCUGCAUAGGAACAGUCUGACAGGCCGUUGUUAUUGGGAAGUUGAGUGGAGGGGAUGGGUUGAUGUUGGUGUCACUUACAAAGGAAACAGAAGGAAAAGAAACACUGCUGACAGUCGGCUGGGAAGAAAUGAUCAGUCCUGGAGUCUGAAGUGCUCUGAUGGUGGUUACUCUGCCUGGCACAGCAACAGAGAAACAGUAAUCCCUAUCCAGCCAUUCUCGUACAGAGUAGCAGUGUAUGUGGACUGUCCUGCUGGCUCUCUGUCCUUCUACAGUGCCUCCUCUGACUCACUGACUCACCUCCACACCUUCGACACCACAUUCACUGAACCACUUUAUCCCGGGUUUUUGUUCUGGUCGUUUGACUCCUCAGCGUCGCUGUGCAAUCUGUAGGAAGGAGAAUAACAGUUUUCACUAACAGUGUUUUUACUUUGUGUUUCCUACAAGAUACAGUACAAUAUUCCUACAACAUCGGCUUGCUGAACAUUUUUAACAAUUCUGAUAAUGUCCUCUCGCUGUGGAGCCUCACCUGUCCCGUAGCUGUGUUCAGUCUUGUCCUAUCCCAUCUUCUUGCCACACUCAUCUGCACACCCACACCAUCCAUCCUCAGCCAAUCAACAGAUCUACCAGCCCCUCUACCACAGCCUGAAGGUCUGGUCACACCAGCAUUUAUAACAGCCAACAGUUUUAGUUCAUUUCUAUGGAAUCAGUACAAUUAGUAGAUUCACUGGCUGUGUGAAAUAAACUUUGAUGAACUGUAUUUCACAAAUUUGUGAUACUGACCAAUAACAAGCUGUCUUGAUAGAGUUGACUUUUGAGGGAAAAGAGAAAAUGGAGGAAGCUGCGUCACCAUUCAGUUUUAUUGAUCCACCUGUGUCAGAAUAUACACUGCUACACAACUGAGACAUUAUCUAAAAACCGUUCAUAAACUGUGGAGGCUUUUUGUCCUGUUUAGCUUGAAGAACUUGAAUGACUUUGUCAGUUGACAGAAAGCUCAUUGGCUUGUAGAGCUUUAUUUUCACGUCGAAAGCUUUUAUAGAACAAACUGGUGAACAGUGUUGAAUAAUGAGCUAUUUUGACCAAUUAGUGUUUGUCCGUUAGCAGUCAGCUUACCAUCUGCAGCAGUUCAUCAGCUAGCCCUGUCAGUAAAGUCAACACAUCACCAAGUUUCUUGCACAAAUACUUUGUAAAGACAUGCAGAUUCAUUUAAUUACUCCACUUCCUGCUGUGACCAGGCCUUUAGCCCAGUUACCUGCCUAACAAUGACUAAAAGCAUAAGCACAUGUUGAGUUUAUCAAGCUAAACCUUGUACAUCCAACCAUCCACCCACCACCUCAGAUCUGUGUUGCUCUUCUGCUCAAAAACAUUGGCAGUGAUUGUGACCGUGUUGUUUGUAUUUUCUCACAAAACAAGAUGAUGGAGCGUCGCUGUCUUUGAAAAGGUAAAAGUUUCCGACAGAAACUGUCAGAAUAUGUUUGAGGGUAAUGGGACUUCACAAUAAUGUUACUCAAUAAUAUUAUUGCUUCUGCCAAUCUAAUGUAAGCUACUGAUACUGCUGUGAUGGAAACACAGUGCGUAUAACCUCUGACAUUUGAUGUGUGCAAUGAACAUUUAUUUUGCUACCACAAAAGCAUCAUCAGUUCUUUAUUUAUGUUAAUGUUUCUGUAUUGUUAUAACACAUUUAAUGAAUCAUUUGUUAAAUACAUAAAUUUGAAAUUUUACAAAAUCCUUUGUCAGUUUGUAUAAAAUCAUCUACAGACAAAAUGUAAAAGUUGUCAAGAACAUUUUGAAUGACACUCAAAAGUUAUUUA
Toxotes jaculatrix (banded archerfish) is the source of this 5431-nucleotide messenger RNA. RefSeq names its product NACHT, LRR and PYD domains-containing protein 3-like. The record is from RefSeq and is a predicted model, not a curated record. Bases 648 to 4013 code for a protein of 1121 amino acids. Lineage: Eukaryota; Metazoa; Chordata; Actinopteri; Toxotidae. The transcript is spliced from 10 exons. Gene Ontology annotation, molecular function: protein binding.